AUGCUAUCCGAACGACUGAAUGUAUUUGACGAUUAUCCGGCCGCGGUAUUUGCCAUUAUUGGCGUUGCCGUAGCUGCUGCCGCAUUCUUCUUGUAUCUCGAUUAUCCCAUAGCAGUGGAUGUGCCCAUUAUCGGGGUUGGAGUGCGAUAUACGAAAUGGCUGGCGGCGAUUCGAAAUGUUUGGUACGCCCGAGAAUCUAUUCGCGAGGGAUACGCCAAGGCAAGUUGCUCUCGGCUCUCAUGGCAACAUGGAACGCAGCUAACAGUCGACACACAGCAUGGUGAUUUUGCAUUUCAGAUACCAACCAUGACCCGAAUGGACAUAUUUAUAUGCGAUCGCCAGAUGACAAAGGAAUAUUAUACUGUGGAUGAUGAUCACUUGUCUUUCCGGGCCGUCAUGUCCGAGGAAUUCCAAUUCGAGCAUCUUCUUCCAGGCCAGCUACACGAUGUCCGCAGGAUACCCAACUCGGUCAUUGCAAAGGCCUUGAGCUGGCAGAGGACCAGGGCAAGCAAACCCGAGGACCCGUUCUUCAAGUCCUUCUCAGCCGAGUUUAUCCAUGGGUUCCAGGAAGAAACGCAGCGACUAGUACAGAACCAGAGGUCGAGCAUCUUCUCAUUGUUCCGAGGUACUCCCCCGGCCGCAGACUCUGGAUGGAGCGCUGUGCCGUGUUUUCCACUUGCCAUCAAGGUCAUUGCACGUCUUACAACAUACUCUCUGUUCGGUGAGCCUUUGUGUAGGGAUGUCGAGUUUCUAGACAUGUGCUGCCGGUUCGGCGAUGCCAUCCCCCGGGAUGCCCUUAUCUUGCGCUCUUGGCCAGCCUGGGCAAGGCCUUCUGUCGCAAAGCUCCUGGCUGCCCCGCGACUUGUGAGGAAGCUGCAGGGCAUUUUGUACACCGAGAUACAACAAAGGAGAAGUACCCGGGAAAAGAAUCCCAUGAAGGAUCUCCUCGACUUCACCAUCGACUGGGUUGACCAACGGGGCGAAGAAUAUGACGAUUGGCAUAUUACCGAUAUGAUGACCAACACAAUAUUUGCUGCAUUGCAUACGUCCAGUCAACUAGUGGUGCAUACAAUCUUCGAGCUCGCCACACGUCCCGAGUAUGCUGACCCUCUACGAGAGGAAAUAAAGCAAUGCUUUGAACUGCACGGCGAGGGUACCAAGAAGGCUUUGGACUCCAUGUACAAGGUAGAUAGUUUCAUCAAGGAGACGCAGCGAAUGAACCCGCUCGACGCAUCCGCACUGGCGAGAUUGGCUCUUAGGGACUACACCUUUUCCAAUGGUCUGCACAUUCCGAAGGGGAGCGCAAUUUUCACCCCCAACGCCCCUUUAUUCCAGGACGAGAGAUUCUAUCCGGAUCCCCAGCGUUUCGACGGCUUCCGAUUUUCCAAAAUGAGGCAUGACCCAAAGCUCGUGUCCUCGUGUGACCUCACUUCCACCAACGAACGCAGCAUGCAUUUUGGAAUUGGGCGCCAUGCUUGCCCUGGCCGAUUCAUGGUUUCCGACGAGGUGAAGCUUGCCAUGGUGCAUCUCUUGCAAAAUUUCGACUUUUGUGUCGAGAACUUUGGGCCAAGGCCGAAGAAUAUGCCAUUUGGCAAGUUUAUUCUGCCCGAUAUGAGCGCCAAGGUGUGGUUGAGGCCAUCUACCCGUGGCAAAGAGUGA
Metarhizium brunneum ARSEF 3297 is the source of this 1659-nucleotide messenger RNA. Lineage: Eukaryota; Fungi; Ascomycota; Sordariomycetes; Hypocreales; Clavicipitaceae. The record is from RefSeq and is a predicted model, not a curated record.